GCCGUGAAUUCAAAACGAUUGAGAUAGUGCAAAGCACAGCAACAACAACAACAACGCCAAAGACGUACAAAUAAUCUCGUGUAAAUAAGCAAAAUGGAAACAACAAAGAUGCAUCUCCGAUUAUUACCAGUUUGCUUUCGCAUCGCCACAAAUUUGCUUGCAUCGACAAUUUCCAAACAAUAAAAGCCCAGCCACCGCAGUGCCACCAACCAGUUUUCUGUGAAUGUUCUGUGAGACACCAGCAAAACUGUCGGGAAGAUGAACAAGUUUACGGUGAUUUUCGUUACCUUAGCCGUUUUGGGCGCCGUUAAUGCUUAUGGCGGCGGCGGUGGUGGCUCUAAAUAUGGUGGCGGUGGCGGCUUAGGACACGGCGGUGGUGGUGGUAGUGGUGGAUUUGGUCCUGGAGGUGGUGGUGGCGGCUUUGGUCCAGGAGGAGGUGGCGGCUUUGGACCAGGAGGAGGUGGUGGUGGCGGCGCUGGUGGAGGCGGUGGUGGAGGCGGUGGUGGUGGACAUGGUGGUGGUGGAUUUGGUCCCGGAGGCGGUGGCGGUGGAUUUGGACCCGGAGGUGGUGGUGGUGGCUUCGGACCAGGAGGCGGUGGCGGCUCUGGUGGACACGGUGGUGGUGGACAUAGUGGUGGUGGUGGUGGAUUCGGUCCCGGAGGCGGUGGUGGCGGUUUUGGACCAGGCGGCGGCGGUGGUGGCGGAUCUGGCGGUGGUUUCGGUACAGGCGGCGGCUUUGGUGGUGGCUCAGGCGGUUACGGCUCAGGUGGCAGUCAUGGUGGUUACAAAAAACAUGGCUAUUAGAUUUAAGGAGUGAUUAAGCGUCUUUACUCUGCUGUGAUUUUUUAACUGUGUACAUAGUUUUUUCUCUUGGAAGAAAUCAUUCGGAAUUGCUUGGAAGAAUAAAUUCGUUUUUUAAAUAACUA
Zeugodacus cucurbitae (melon fly) is the source of this 926-nucleotide messenger RNA. RefSeq lists its product as uncharacterized. Lineage: Eukaryota; Metazoa; Arthropoda; Insecta; Diptera; Tephritidae. The coding region runs from base 259 to 804 and encodes 181 amino acids. The record is from RefSeq and is a predicted model, not a curated record. The transcript is spliced from 2 exons.